Messenger RNA from Phalaenopsis equestris, 2099 nucleotides. RefSeq names its product TORTIFOLIA1-like protein 4. Gene Ontology annotation, cellular component: microtubule. NCBI's taxonomy places the organism in Eukaryota, Viridiplantae, Streptophyta, Magnoliopsida, Asparagales, Orchidaceae. The transcript is spliced from 5 exons. The record is from RefSeq and is a predicted model, not a curated record. Gene Ontology annotation, molecular function: microtubule binding. Bases 237 to 1997 code for a protein of 586 amino acids.
UCCCCCAACCAAAAAUCCGUUUUUUUUACUUCUCCCGUCCUCCCCCACAUCAAAAACACGAUUUUUUAACUCCUCCAACCAACCCAUGACCCACAAACUUCAUUAAGAUCCUUCCUCGCCGUCAUCCGGUUGGAUCUCCGCAGAGCUCCCCCGGGGAAUGCCGCUUUCCUUCGCCCUCCAAUCCUCUGAAUACUCCCAAAGUUUCGACCUUUCUUCCCUUCAUCCUCACUCCAACAAUGGCGACUCACUCCACCUCACCACAGGAGAUCCGUCACCGCGUAAACCAUUUCCUAACCAAGCUCUCCGACCGCGACACCGAAUCCCUCGCCGCCGCUGAACUCUCCGCCAUUGCUCGUAACCUCACCGCCGACUCCCUCCCCCCUUUCAUCUCCGCGCUCAGCGACGCUCGCCCGACAGACAAAACCCCUCUCCGCCGUCACUCUCUGCGCUUACUCUCGCUCCUCGCUCGCUCCCUCCCUUCUUCUUCUCUAUCACCUCACCUCCACCGUCUCCUCGCUGCCGCUCUCCGCCGCCUCCGUGACCCCGAUUCCUCCGUACGCGCCGCUCUAGUCGACACCGUUCGCUCCCUCGCCGCCGUAACACCACCCGCUGGCUUGGUUUCCACUCUCCUCCGCCCCCUUGCUGACGCUCUGUUCCAUGAACAGGACAUUCACCCACAAUCCGUCUCCGCGCUUUCCCUCUCUGCAGUUUUGGAAAAAUGUAACAGCGAGGAGACGGAGGAGCUGGCUGUCUUUUUAGAACGGCUUGUCCCGCGAUUGGUUAAGCUGGCUCGGAGUCCGGCAUUCAAGGCAAAGCCGGCUGUUUUGGAACUGGUCGGAAGUGUAAGUCUUGCUGCUUCUGGCAUCGGAGAUGCCGAGCUGAAGUUGCUAAUAACUUGUCUGUUGGAGUUUCUCGGAAGCCAGAGCUGGGCUGCUCGGAAUGCUGCUGCAAUGGCGCUUACUCGCCUCGCGGUUGCGAAAAAGGACCGGCUUUGUGAGUAUAAGCAAAGUUGUGUUGCGAGAUUUGAGGCCCGGCGAUUUGACAAGGUGAAGAUUGUGAGAGAUUCGAUGAACAGGAUGCUGGAUGUGUGGAGGGAGAUACCGGAGAAAGAGCUGGAUCUGUUGCCGCCAUCUGAAUCACAGUCCAAUUCUUAUGUCAAAGAGAUUGGCUGUGAUAGAAGAUACCAGCCUGCUUCAAUUCUCAGUUCUUCAUCUGUACAGUCUUCUUCCCCACUUACUUCCAGAAAAAUGAGAAUUCCCACCUGCAAAUCUCCACCGAACGCAGCAACACCAAUUGUUACGGCAAAGAAGAUUGAGUUUGAUCAGAAGAGAAAUUUAAGAAAGAUAAAUCAGAAGAGGAAUUCAGAUCCUCUUUACAAAGUUGAAAACGAGAACAUCCUCACAAAAACGGAGGAGGUUUUAAAUAGUUGCCAGCAAGAGAGAUCUGAGAACAAUGGCAGAUCUAGAUUGGAGGUUAAGAGGGCACUUUUUGAGAAGAACUGGGAUGAUAAGAAGAUCGGCGGCUUGAAAUCUGGGUCUAGGAUUGUGCCAUUUGAGGAGAUCGGAAGCUCGGAGCUGACGAAUGAAGCUGCUGUAACUAGUGAUAAGAUCCACGGGGAACAGAAGGAUGGUGAUUUGUCUAUGAUCCGGAUGCAUUUGGUUCAGAUUGAGAACCAGCAAUCCAGCCUACUGAACCUCCUCCAAAGAUUCAUCGGAAGCUCUCAGAAAGGCAUUCAUUCCCUGGAAGCAAGAGUUCUAAACUUAGAAAUGGCGCUAGAGAACAUGUCUCGAGAUCUUGCUUCGUCUUCAUCUGGGAGAGUGAUGAACACUGAUCCAGCUGCAAAGCUGUGUUGCAGGUUUCCAGGCACAGAGUUCCUAAGCUCCAAAUUUUGGAGGAGAGCAGAGAGGAGAUAUGCUUCCAGGUUCUUGACUUACAAGCAGGAGAGGCAGAAGUUUGGAUUUAGUGGGGGAUUUGUUAAUCCCCUCGCUGAAGGUUAAUAUCUGCAAAUCAUGGGGAACUGCCACAAUGAGCGAAAGGAUAUGGGUUGAUAUUUUGUGUUUUUAUUUUGUAAUAUUAUUUUGUUUACUAUUUAGGUUGAA